Nicotiana attenuata is the source of this 888-nucleotide messenger RNA. RefSeq lists its product as uncharacterized. The coding region runs from base 1 to 888 and encodes 295 amino acids. The record is from RefSeq and is a predicted model, not a curated record. NCBI's taxonomy places the organism in Eukaryota, Viridiplantae, Streptophyta, Magnoliopsida, Solanales, Solanaceae. The transcript has 6 exons.
AUGCUAAAAUUCAAGACUAGAGAAGCAUUAAGUUUACCUCAGGGAGAACGUGUUGUGGUGGAGUUUGAUUGCUUGGAUCCGAUUGGCGAAACACAAGGCCUUCUUGCAGGUGUAUGUGGCCUUUUAGCAACUGACUGUACCAUAUUUCCAAUUGGCUUUGAUAAAUGGUCGGAUAUGCCUAAGUCAUACUUUAACGACUGCUUUAAUAACAUUAUAAAGUGGACUGCAAGUAGGCAGAAGUUGUGGUAUGAGUUUAAAGACCCACUUAAAACUAAAGAUGAGAUUAUGGAUAAUGUUCCGGUAGGUAUUACUCGGGAUCAAUGGACUUCCUUUGUGAACUACCGUUAUAAAGAAGAAACUCAGAACAUGUGUAAAAGAAAUGCCGAAAAUCGGAAGAAACAAAUGGUUCCACACACCGGUGACUCCAAACCUAAUUCUAGAAGAAGGGCUGAAAUGAUAGCUGAGAUAGGGAGUAAGCCUGGACGAGCACAACUUUAUCUUGCUACACAUACGAAAAAAAAUGGAUCAUAUGUAAAUAAGGAGGCAAAAGAAAUAUGUGAAAAAAUUGAGCUAGCAGUGAGUGAAAGUACAGUGGAUGAGUCUGAAAUUUCUCCAAAUGAUGUUGUUGGUAAGGUGCUAGGCAAAGAGCAUCUUGAAAGGGUGAGAUGUUUGGGAUUAGGAGCUACUCCAAGCAAUACUUUCAAAGAGACAAAUCUUCGUCUUGGUAAUAUAAGAAUUGUGAGUAAUAAUGUUGGAUGUUCUUCUUCUGGAUGCCAAGAGAAGUACAAUCAAUUGAUGCAUACUCUCAAAGCGUACAUGAUAAUGAAGGAAGGGUCAAUACCAGAACAAUUUGCUGGGAUUUUUGCAUCUCCUCCUACAACGCUCUAA